Molecule: messenger RNA, 1357 nt
Organism: Nelumbo nucifera (sacred lotus)
Lineage: Eukaryota; Viridiplantae; Streptophyta; Magnoliopsida; Proteales; Nelumbonaceae
Product: homeobox-leucine zipper protein HAT14
Biological process (GO): regulation of DNA-templated transcription
Cellular component (GO): nucleus
Molecular function (GO): sequence-specific DNA binding; DNA-binding transcription factor activity, RNA polymerase II-specific
Source: RefSeq, a predicted model, not a curated record
UUUAUAAAGACUCUUUUUCAAGCCAACUCUAUCCCUCCUCUCGCUGACUGAGACUCUUCUUCUGGCUCUUUUUAUCUCCUGUUUGUUUGGGUUUCUUCUUGGUCUGUACGAGACAGAGAUGGAGUUGGGUUUGAGCUUGGGAGACGCCUCCAACGCCUUCGCUUUUGUGGACAAGAGUCAUAAGGUUAGCGCCAAAGGUCUAGGGUUUUGCAUGGGCUUAGGUGUUGGGAUUGUUAACAGUAGAGAGGACGAGAAACUAGAAGCUGAUGAACGGGAUUCUGCUUUAAAGGAUUCAGAUGAAAUGGAGGAGAAAAAGGAUUCUACCGAUCCGCCUAUUCAGCUCGAUCUUCUCCCUCCUGGUCCCGUCCCUCGUAAACCGCCUUCUUCUUCGCAGCUAAUCUUUCCAUGGCCAACUGAAAAUGGUAAUUCUGAAGCGGGUUCAUCGGGUCACCUAGGGGCAACGGCGAGAGGGUUCGACGUCAACCGGUUGCCUGCGGCAGAGGAUGCUGAUGAUGGGGCCGCAGUUUCUUCUCCCAACAGUACUGUUUCUUCGUUUCAGAUGGAUUUUUCCAUUUAUAGAGGCGGUAGUGGAGGCAACAAGAGAGAUGCAGAAACUUCGGGAAAUGAAGUUGAGGCGGAGAGAGCGUCCUCAAGAGCCAGUGACGAGGAGGAGAACGGCCUGACUAGGAAGAAGCUGAGACUCUCCAAAGAACAAUCAGCCUUUCUCGAAGAAAGCUUCAAGGAACAUAAUACUCUUAACCCGCAGAAACAAAAGCUUGCUCUUGCGAAGCAACUUAAUCUUCGUCCUCGCCAAGUAGAGGUGUGGUUUCAGAACAGAAGAGCCAGGACGAAGUUGAAGCAAACAGAGGUAGACUGCGAGUAUUUAAAGCGGUGCUGCGAGACACUGACGGAAGAGAACAGAAGGUUGCAGAAGGAACUGCAAGAGUUAAGAGCCUUGAAGACUUCCCACCCAUUCUAUAUGCAGCUUCCAGCAACUACCUUGACCAUGUGCCCUUCUUGCGAGCGCGUCGCCACCACCUCCACCACUCCAUCCCCCACGACCGACGCAACCGCUGCUACCACCACCCCAAUCCCCAACAAAGCCUCCGCCCUUUCUCUCACCAAACAUAGGUUUUAUCCCUUCUCUCAUGCCUAUGCCCACCCGUCUGCAGCUUCAUGAGAUAACGCGUAGCAUAGCAGGUGGUCCUGAACUCCUGAUGAUGAUUGUUGGUUCUGAUCUGUGAAUAUCAAGACUUUCAGCUUCUUUUUGCAAUUUAUUAAACAGUUUCCAAUAUCGAAUAGAGUGUCAUUAAUGAUGGGGAUUCUGAAAUUAGCAUUAUUAUUUAUUUUUUGCUUC